This is a messenger RNA of Melitaea cinxia (Glanville fritillary), 939 nucleotides long. RefSeq lists its product as uncharacterized. Gene Ontology annotation, molecular function: protein dimerization activity. The record is from RefSeq and is a predicted model, not a curated record. The coding region runs from base 1 to 939 and encodes 312 amino acids. NCBI's taxonomy places the organism in Eukaryota, Metazoa, Arthropoda, Insecta, Lepidoptera, Nymphalidae. The transcript has a single exon.
AUGAAAAUUCUCAAUAGUUUCGGCGAAAAUGACGAUGAAAAAGUUGAUUUCCGAAAAGAGGCACGAAAUUUAUUUAAUAAACUGGCGAAACUAGAAACUGCAAUUUUGAUUGUUUUUUGGGAAGAAAUUUUGGAGAGAUUUAAUGUAGUUAAUAAAAAAGUACAGAGCCCUGGUUUAGACAUUGAUGAAGGCAAUAAGUUAAUAGUGUCAUUAAAAGAGUUCGUGAAAAACAUAAGGCAACAAUCAGAUCAGAAGCUAAAGGAAUACGAAGAGAAAGCUAAAAAAUUAAGUACUAGUGUGGGAACAGACUACAGUGACAUAAAUAAGAGACGCAUUACUUUGAAAUUUUCAGAUAAAUCUACAGAUAAAGUCUCAGUGAACUGCGCAGAAAAAUUUAAAAGAGACACGCUUAACGUUGCGUUGGAUAAGAUGAUUAUGGAUUUAAAUAAUAGAAGCCAAGCCUAUGAGACCUAUAGCAAAAAAUUUAAAUUUUUAAUGGAUUUGCAAGACAAAAAUCAAGAACACAUAGAUCUGGAAAGUGUACGUAAUAUUAUUGAUUAUUAUCCAAAUGACGUAGACGAACAUUUAGUGAAUGAGUGCAUUCAGUUGAAAUCUUACUUACUGCAAUCUAAGACAGAGUCUUACACCUCUUGCAGUGAAAUUUUUUGGCUAAUUUAUGAAAAGAAACUUGUUGAUGUUUUCCCAAACUGCUAUACUAUCUUAAAGAUUUUUUUAACGAUGCCGAUCACUAGCUGUGAAGCGGAGCGUUCUUUCUCCAGGAUGUCGUAUAUAGAAAACAAAUACAGGACAACAAUGUCGAACUAUCGACUAAAUCAUUUAUCAGUUCUUUCGAUAAAUUGCGAUUUAACAAAGGACCUACAGUGCGAUGACCAAAUAAAAGAAUUUGCAGCACAAAAAUGCAGAAAGGUUGCUUUAUAA